CUCAAAGAAGUUGAGAAGGAGGAAGAUGAGUUCAACGACAGAGUGAGAGGCCAAUCGACUUGUAUCAUCACAAACUUUGGAAAUACAAACAACGUAUCCCAAACGUGUCACUGGAUUGUUUAGUCAUUGAUUAAACCACUAUCGCUACUUUUGCUUCUGCUCAUGCUCAGUUUGAUUGAAGACCAGAACUCUCACUGAGCGUACUGCGUGUCUAAUACAGGAACCAUGAAUACUCUCUUCGAUCAGUUUGCGGAAGCCCAUUCCCAGAAAAAUGGCUACAAACUCGCGCAAACACUAUCGCCUGUUGCUCCGUCAGAUGACCCUCAUCGCCUCAUGGCUGUAUGGCGUAGUACGAAUUCUCACAGCGUUAAAGGCGACAUCAAGCACUUCGUCAAGAGCAGUACAUCUCAUCGACGGAAGAUGAGCCAUGAUGAAACAACGGGCUGGGUUGAGGUGUACACCUCAUAUUGGAAAGCUAUCGCUGAGAUCUUGGCGGGAGAGAGCGGAAAGUCAACAUGGACUAAAGUGUACGAGGCAUGGAAGGAACUGACCUCCGUACUCAUCCGUGGAUACAACUCACAUGGUUUUGAAGCGUGGACUAUCCCCUCCCUUUACAUGGUGGGCAAGUACCUACGAUUAUUUGCGAUCAAAUCCGACGAGGAGCGCCAAGCGAAGACUUUUGACACCGGUCCCGGAGCUUCGUUGAUAUCGGACGAUUUCGACCCAGAAACGGAUAAGCAACUUCAAUUAAGAGACUGCGAAGGACAUCUCAAGCGUAUUUUUUCGCUUUGUCUAAAUGACAGAGCACCCCUUGAGGAAUCAAGGAAAUGGGGAAUCUAUUUCGUUAUUAACCUUCUUUUCAAAACCUACUUCAAGUUGAAUUCGGCUUCCUUGUCGCGGACUAUUCUUAAGACGCUUGCUGUGUACAAUGACAAGGGCGAUAUGCCGCCUUUGGAAAUGUUCCCAAAGUCCCAGAGAGUGACCUUCAAGUUUUACGAGGGCGUUUUGCUAUUCCUUGAGGAGAAUUACAAUAAGGCCGAGUCCCAUCUCAAUGAAGCGUGGCAACUAUGUCACAAAGACGCUCUCCGUCAAUCCGAACGAAUUUUGACCUACCUCAUCCCUUGCCGACUCCUGACCAGUCAUGUCCUUCCUACCAAAGCCCUUCUCGAGAACUAUCCUCGUCUACAGGAACUCUUCCUUCCUCUAGCCAGUUGCAUCAAGUCUGGUAACCUACAAGCCUUCGAUGAGGCUCUACAAGAUGGUGAGGCUGAGUUCGUCAAACGGCGUAUUUACCUUACCCUCGAAAGGGGCCGAGACAUCGCCUUGCGUAACCUACUACGUAAGGUCUUCAUUGCUGGUGGUUUUGAUGAACCAAAAGAGGGCGAGACAACCCCGGUUCGUCGUACAAGAAUACCUGUAGCCGAGUUCCAGGCUGCAGUUAGCAUGGGAAGUGGUCAUAUGGUCGACCCGGAUGAAGUCGAGUGCAUGCUGGCCAAUAUGAUUUACAAGGAACUUAUGAAAGGUUAUAUCGCACGAGAACGAGGCAUUGUGGUGUUGUCCAAGAAAGGCGCCUUCCCUGGCACAGGAUUGUGAGACUGCAGGCCAAGGCCAUUGGCUGAGACACGACUGACGGACGUGUGAGAAGCUUGAGAGUUUAGCUGCAUUUCUUAAACUAACGACUACUACUAUAAGAGAGUCUAGUAGCAUGAGGCAGAGUGAAUAGACACCGAAACCGUCAGAAUGACGCUGGCGCCAACAAAUCAUAGAACAGUUU
Messenger RNA from Fusarium redolens, 1774 nucleotides. RefSeq lists its product as uncharacterized. The transcript has 6 exons. Gene Ontology annotation, molecular function: RNA binding; double-stranded DNA binding. NCBI's taxonomy places the organism in Eukaryota, Fungi, Ascomycota, Sordariomycetes, Hypocreales, Nectriaceae. The record is from RefSeq and is a predicted model, not a curated record. Gene Ontology annotation, biological process: poly(A)+ mRNA export from nucleus; post-transcriptional tethering of RNA polymerase II gene DNA at nuclear periphery; transcription elongation by RNA polymerase II. Gene Ontology annotation, cellular component: transcription export complex 2. The coding region runs from base 226 to 1593 and encodes 455 amino acids.